This is a messenger RNA of Drosophila suzukii, 2250 nucleotides long. RefSeq names its product epidermal growth factor-like protein slowdown (gene slow). Gene Ontology annotation, cellular component: extracellular region; cell surface. The record is from RefSeq and is a predicted model, not a curated record. Gene Ontology annotation, biological process: anatomical structure development. Gene Ontology annotation, molecular function: calcium ion binding; signaling receptor binding. NCBI's taxonomy places the organism in Eukaryota, Metazoa, Arthropoda, Insecta, Diptera, Drosophilidae.
GACUUCUAAGCGAUCGGUUUGGAUUUCGUUAGCUCCGCCGCGUCAGCUGGAAAUUCGUAUCUCAAAGAUCGCUGCCAGCUUGUUCGUUCGUUUUUGGAUUGGCAUACGGAAGCGGCUAACGCAGAAUCCGGAAAAAUCACAAGAGGCACAAUAUUCCGCCAGAAACAAGCAAAUGCCGCGUAUCUGCUUAAUGUCAGCGCGAAAUCUCAAUUCAAUUAAUUGUUUGUGAUUGCAAAUUUGGCAUAAUUGUGUUUUGAUUUAUUUGUGUAAAUCGGAGGCAUUGUUAAAUAAGGCCCUAAAAUCCGUAAACUGUAUUGAACUCGCAGUUCCAUCAACUAAAAUUGAGAUAGCGGGACAUCAACAUCGCCAUCAAAAUGCCAGAAGUGAUUUACUCCAGCCUUUUUCUGCUGCUCUGCUGCACAAUCCUGCUGCUGGGGACGGCGGUAUCAGGUGUUCAGAAUGCUAGUUUUAAUGGCACUAGUCCUCACCAGAAUCGAACCCACCGAGGACAUGCUCACAGCCAUCGAACGCGACAUCAGGGAAGUUAUUUACCAACCCAUCAUCGGCAGCAGCGGAGAUUACAGUCUCUGAAUCAAGCCAAAUCGGAUGUGGAACUGCUGCCGGGGGUCUCCAUGCAAGAGGUCACCAGAUUACGAAGAAUUCAGCCACAUAAUCCCUAUAAUAAAGUGCAGACACGACGCCUCCACCAAUCACGACCGCCCACCGAAUGGGAUUAUAAUACUUAUAAUAUCCUGACCAACACGUUUGGACCUCCCCCACCGCCGAUGCCUUCGUCACCGCGUUUGGGGAAGGGUGAGGACAACACCCAGGAUGUGGAGUUCAUUGGGAUGCGUGAGGGGGGCAGGGGUUACUCCUUUGUGCCAUCGGUCACGGUCACCACAGCACCUCCACCGAAUCUUAAUAGGAGAUCUGCGAAUCCGGGUUUCGGCAGCAGCAUGGGCACCAUUCCACCGCUUGUUCCGGCCAGAAGGGGCUAUAGCUAUACGACCACAACCACUGCUCCGGUGACCACCAUCACCACCGAGAAUCCAUUCGAGACGAACACCAUUGGAAGGAGCUAUCCCACAGAUCCCAAGGAAAUGGAAAGGCGGAACAUUUGCAUGCAACAGCGAACGGUGACGAUGCCCGUGAAGCGGACGGAGGUCUACACCCGACCCACCUGGAAGCACGUGGCCACGCCCUGCCAGCCGCCCACCUUCAGCGGCCAGAAGUGCACCAGGGUCCAGGUGGUGCACGAACAGGCCUACCGGGACGUCAUCGACCACAAGACCGCCCAGCAGAUGACCUACGACUGCUGCUCGGGAUGGAGCCGGGAAACCACCAGGGCGGAUGCGUGCAUGAAACCUGUUUGCUCCACGCGCUGUCAAAACGGUGGUAAUUGCACGGCUCCGAACACCUGCAGUUGUCCAUCUGGCUACACAGGACGUCACUGCGAGCAGGAUGUGGACGAGUGCCAGACGGAAAAGCCCUGCGAUCAGCAAUGCUUUAAUACUCAAGGAUCCUACAUCUGCCGCUGCCGCCAUGGAUUCGUUCUCCAGGCGGAUCAGCAGAGCUGCAAGAAGGUGUCCUCGAAUGCGGACGACGCUUUUGAGGCCCGGGACUUGGAGAACGACAUAGACGACACGGAUCCAGAGGUGGUCACGCGGCUCCAGAAGAUCGAGAAGUCCCUGGCCAACGAGCGGGUGCACACCAACGAGCUGCAAAAGUCGCUCCAGGCCACCUACAGUGUGGUGGACACACUCAAGAGCCGGCUGAGCACCCUGGAAAAGCAGGCUCAGGAUGUGAGUAGACUGCAGACGAAUCUGUACAAGACGGAGUCGCGGACCAACAAGCUGGAGGGGAUGCUCAACCUGCUGCUAAAGUGCCGAAAUGGCCCGAAUGCCAACUGCCCCUAAUCAGAACUGCACUUCCCUACGCUAUUAUUAAAUGUUAGUUAACUUAAUUGACGUGAACUGCUGCUCCUGCUUGUAAGCCAUUCCCGAAUGCGAGUCGAGUGCCUCUGUAGUCUGUAGAAUCUCAGCCCUUGGAUCGGGCUGUGCGUAUUAGUACUUAAGCGAACGUGUCAUAAAUGUAUUCAGAUCUGAAGUUAUAGCCCUAAGCGCACCACCGCACUCUGCACCACCCAACGUUGGUUUGGGUGGUGCCCCGAUUAGUUUCUGCAUGUAUCUGUAUAUAAUUUUAAUGUAUAUUAGAAAUCACUGCACAAAUAAAUGCAUUUUAUAAUUUGAA